CGUGACAACUUUGUUUGACGGUACAGCGCAUUGUCAAGUCCGGUCUGUUUGUUUCUCUUCUACGAAACUCUGUUACGAAACAAAAGCAUUUAUAAUGUUUAAGUUUGCUAACUUAUCUAAAGUAUUUGGAACUAAUGGCUUCGCUCGCCUCAACUCUACCUCAGCUGUAGCAUCUGCUACGAAAGUAGAUUGGCGGCCGCCACGUGCAGUAUGGUUGGAAAACAUGGAUUCGUUAGAACCACAACACACCGGAAUCAUGGAAUUGGACAGUUCAAUAUUUGGUGCUGCGCCGCGAAUUGACAUCGUUCAUCAAAACAUUGAAUGGCAACGGAAGUACCGGUUUGUUAGCUUUGCUCACACCAAAACGAGGAACGAAGUACGAGGAGGAGGAAGAAAACCAUGGCCUCAGAAAGGGCUGGGCAGAGCACGUCACGGUUCGAUCCGAUCCCCGCUCUGGAGAGGUGGUGGAAUUGCUCAUGGACCGAGAUCUCCGACAACACACUUCUACAUGCUGCCUUUCUUCAAUCGAGUGUUGGGCUUGGUUUCUACCAUGUCGAUUAAGUUAGCGCAAGACGAUUUGCACAUCGUCAAAGAUUUAAACAUCCCCACGGAGGAUCCACAGUACUUAAAAGACUUGAUCGCAGCGCGUUUUUGGGGGCCGUCUGUGUUGUUUGUCGAUACGAGCGAUAUCCUUCCAAAGAACAUAGCCAUCAGUGCAGAAAACAUAGCGCACGUAAAUUUAAUGCCAACGUAUGGAUUGAAUGUGUACUCAAUGUUAAAACACAACACCGUCGUCCUUACCGAAAGUGCAGUGCGAGACGUCGAGAAGAAACUUUUAGAACAUUUGAAUCGUAACGAUGCCCGAGCACAAAUGACCAAAUUCAGAUAUGAUAAAUAAAGUGUAAACAGACACGCGCUGUUAAGUUAACAAAG
Messenger RNA from Anopheles funestus (African malaria mosquito), 933 nucleotides. RefSeq names its product 39S ribosomal protein L4, mitochondrial (gene mRpL4). NCBI's taxonomy places the organism in Eukaryota, Metazoa, Arthropoda, Insecta, Diptera, Culicidae. Gene Ontology annotation, molecular function: structural constituent of ribosome. The record is from RefSeq and is a predicted model, not a curated record. Gene Ontology annotation, biological process: translation. The transcript has a single exon. Gene Ontology annotation, cellular component: ribosome. Bases 95 to 898 code for a protein of 267 amino acids.